UAACUAAUAAAAACAAAUAUGGAGUCAAAUUGACCGCAGAAAGUGAAAAAUUGAGAUUUUAAUGAAAUAUUUCAGUAAACAUUGUAAAUAAGCUCAAAAAUGAGUAGGAGAAGACGUGAUAGAGAAGUUGGUAUAGCUUUGCUUGUGUCUACGUUGCAGAAAAAGGGCAUACAACUUGUAGCAAUAGAUUUUGAUCAAACUUUCAUAAAUUUUCACUCUGGUGGAGUAUGGAAGGACAGUGUAGACAAACUAGUGUCCAAAGUACGUCCAUGUAUACGAGACUUAAUGCAGACUUGCCUUGAUAGGGACAUGAAUGUGUGUAUUGUAACGUACUUCAUGCAUCCAUGGGUUAUACGAGAGUUGAUGCAAAAAGUGUUCAGAAGAUCUGAUGCUGAACGUAUUUUAGUGCAGGCCAAUACUGCUGCAUUUCGGGAAAAACACAACCAUGAAUUUCUUGGGAAAGAGGCUCAUAUAGCUGCAAUAUUAACAGAACUUUAUAAUAGAGAUCACCACUUGAAAAUCCGGCCGGAUGAAGUCAUUUUAUUUGAUGAUGAUCAAGACAACACUGAUAUAGCUUUAAAGUUUGGACACAAGGCAUUCCUUGUAACUGAUGAUGUCAGUGAAAAAGCCUUCGAAGAAUUCGCUAAAGAUUUAGACGCAGCUGAAACGAGAAAAUCUUGGAUAAAAUAAAAAUGGAUUGAAAAAAGGAUGAAAAUGAAUUUAUAUUUAAUUUCAUAGAGCUGUAAUAUGAGGUUUUAUUUUUUAAGAUGAUAUUGACUGUAAUAACCUUUGACCAUUUGAGAUUAGUGGAGUACCUUGCGAUUACAAAAUUUUCAGUAGAUCUUAUAUUAUAUAG
Messenger RNA from Ruditapes philippinarum (Manila clam), 856 nucleotides. RefSeq lists its product as uncharacterized. The transcript has 2 exons. The record is from RefSeq and is a predicted model, not a curated record. Lineage: Eukaryota; Metazoa; Mollusca; Bivalvia; Venerida; Veneridae. The coding region runs from base 100 to 690 and encodes 196 amino acids.